Pseudogymnoascus destructans is the source of this 964-nucleotide messenger RNA. RefSeq names its product p24 complex component (gene EMP24). The coding region runs from base 226 to 834 and encodes 202 amino acids. Lineage: Eukaryota; Fungi; Ascomycota; Leotiomycetes; Thelebolales; Thelebolaceae. The record is from RefSeq and is a predicted model, not a curated record. Gene Ontology annotation, cellular component: endoplasmic reticulum-Golgi intermediate compartment; COPII-coated ER to Golgi transport vesicle; endoplasmic reticulum. The transcript has 4 exons. Gene Ontology annotation, biological process: protein retention in ER lumen; intracellular protein transport; endoplasmic reticulum to Golgi vesicle-mediated transport.
GUGAGGCGAGAGUGGACAGGUCGUCUUCGUGGGAUUUCUUGUGGUCUGUUAGCCGCGCUAAGCCACUUUUAGCGCUUCCAGAGUCUAAAAGGUGCCCCUAGGUCUGCUGUCAUCAUUUUAGGAGGUAACCAAGAUCAGGAACCGCCCAUAUCAACGAGGAUCAGGUAGCAGGUUUACGGCAUACAAAUAAACCGGCCACGAUUGCUCAAUUGCCAUACCGACAUCAUGCGCUUUAUCUCAGCCUGCCUCCUGGCAAUUGGUACCCUUUUUACCGCCGCGACAGCUCACAACAUCCAGCUCGCGGGACAUGGACGCGAAUGCUUCCACGAACAGCUCCGCAGAGAUGACAAAAUGACUGUUACCUUCCAGGUCGGCGACAGGGAAUUUAAACAGGCUGGGAACUUGGACAUUGAUUUCUGGAUCACCAACCCUGCCGGCGGACUCGAGGCAAAUGAGCGCAGUGUAUCAACAGGAGACCACUCAUUUGUUGCGAAGCACGAUGGAAAGUUUGUAUACUGCUUCAGCAACGACAACUGGUCGGCGAACAGCAAGGAGGUCUCAUUCAACGUCCACGGAAUUGUUUAUGUGCCCGAGGCGGAAGAGACCACUGAUCCUCUAGAGAUUGAAGUUCGCGCGCUAUCCGAUCUUCUCGCGCAGGUUAAAGACGAACAAUCCUACAUUGUCCUCCGCGAGCGCAUCCAUCGCAACACUGCUGAGAGCACCAACGGCCGCGUUAAAUGGUGGAGCACCUUCCAAAUGGUUGUUCUGAUUGCAAAUGGUGUCUUCCAGGUGUGGUGGUUGAAGAGAUUCUUCGAGGUUAAACGUGUGGUCUGAAGGGGUUUGUCUAUAUUCACCCGAUGGCGGGAUUCUGAUGUUUUGGCUCGGUUUUCAAGGGCGUUAAGCUGCGCUGCAUAGUGGAGUACGGACUCAUGGAAAUGAAAUCAUAGGAGAGUGAUCCAAAAAG